Chenopodium quinoa (quinoa) is the source of this 651-nucleotide messenger RNA. RefSeq lists its product as uncharacterized. The coding region runs from base 1 to 651 and encodes 216 amino acids. NCBI's taxonomy places the organism in Eukaryota, Viridiplantae, Streptophyta, Magnoliopsida, Caryophyllales, Amaranthaceae. The record is from RefSeq and is a predicted model, not a curated record. The transcript has a single exon.
AUGCAAGAGCUAAGAUCUCACAACAAGAUGGUUGAUUCACAACUUGCUCAAUUGGCAGAGAGAACUCCUUUCAAUUCACCAUCCACUCUACCCGGACAACCACAACCUAACCCAUCUCACAAUCCAAAACCCGAUACAUGUAAGGCGAUCACAUUGAGGUCGGGAACUUCCUAUGAAGGGUCAAAUGAAGGGGAUAGUGAGGAAAAGAAAGGAGGAGAGGAGAGUGUGAAUGAAAACAAGGGAGGUGAGAAAGAAAAGGGUGAUGAGAUAGAAGGAGGUUCGGAGAAGAAGAAGCUUGACAAUGAGAAGACAACUUCAAUUCCUAGUGAGGCUAGGAAUCUUGAUGGACCGGUUCCUUUUCCCGGUCGGCUAGCGGAGAGGAAGUUGAAUGACAAGUUUACAAAAUUUCUUAGUGUCAUGAAGAAUUUGCAUAUCAACCUCCCUUUUCUUGAAGUUGUGACACAAAUGCCAUCUUACUUCAAGUUCCUCAAAGAUAUUCUCACCAACAAGAGGAAGCUCAAUAAUAAGCUUAUUACCCUUCCACGUCAAGUGAGUGCUCUUGUCCAACAUAAGAUGCCCAAGAAGGAAAAAGACCCGGGAAGUUUCACUUUGCCGGUGAAAAUUGGGAACAUGGAAGCCAGGGCGCCUUAG